AUGGAACACAGACCACAGAUCAAGUGGUCUGUGUUCAUAUUGGACAUUACUCUGACUAUGGAGGCUUUUGGGGAUUCUUUGUGCGGACCAGAACCUGAAGCUGUGGUCCACGGUUUGAAAGUUAAUCAAGGUUACUUCUUCCGUGUCACCGUUUGGAAAGAUCCUGUAAACCAGUUGUAUGGCAACAUCACUGAAGCUGUUUAUGCAAAAACUAAAGCUGGUUGUAUUUUCCAAGGCAAAACAUACCAAGUUGGUCAAUUGUAUGAAGUAAAUUGUGAAGAUAUAUGUAAGUGUAUGUCAGACGGUAAAUUCGCAUGUGAACCGGUUUGUCCAGAAGAACGCCACAAUCCGAAAAUAAACAACCCUCUGUUCAAAUGUACGAGGGAACUGAUUGGUCAGUCAGAGUGUUGCUACGCAACAGUUUGUGAACCUAUAGACAGUUAA
This is a messenger RNA of Octopus bimaculoides (California two-spot octopus), 444 nucleotides long. RefSeq lists its product as uncharacterized. Gene Ontology annotation, molecular function: integrin binding. Gene Ontology annotation, biological process: positive regulation of cell differentiation; cell adhesion. NCBI's taxonomy places the organism in Eukaryota, Metazoa, Mollusca, Cephalopoda, Octopoda, Octopodidae. The record is from RefSeq and is a predicted model, not a curated record.